CCACCUAAAAACGGGUUAACUAAUUGCCUUUAUUGAUUUUCACUCAUAAUUUGUUCAUAUUUCACAUUUUGGGUAAUAUCCAUUUUUAUUUUGAAAACCGGAAGUUUAUUUUGUAAAGAAACCGGAAGUAGUGCUCCAUAACGCUCACUCUCGCUUAACAUCGCUAAUACGGACCGAGCACAUGCUUCUGCUUUCUCCCGUGUGGGUAUAAAACGAGGGAAAAAGAAUGUCCGAGAACCAUCAAGGAAGCAUGUAACUUGUCCUGGCUUCUCUGGUGGAAAAAAAACUCCUUCCUUGGUCAGGUCUUUUUGCGAUGUCCAAAAGACUUCUGAAGAUCCGGUCCUCCAACAAGGUGGGCCAGAGAUCCAUUUGAAGGCGAGGCUCCCAUGACAAAUUGUGAAGUCAACCACCACAGCUCUCAACAAUCGGAUCCCGUGGUAGGAUAGUGCCAAUCUUGCUGAAAGGCACCAACAAGAUCUCAAUCCGGAUAUUUACCCAAUAUCCAUGACUUUUGACUAUUCCCCCUGACUUUAUGACUGAACUGAUCUUGGAUCUAUAAAGAACAUUUUCCGCAAGGAACUAAUUGGAAAACAAAAGGACUGUUUGAAAGAGACAAUUUAUUUUAUUUUAUUUUUUAUUUUUAUUUUAUUUUUGGGCCCAGGUUAUGUGCGCACCAUUUCAUGUUGUAAACUGUUGCCAUGUUUGUAAACCAAAUAUUUUCUAAACCAAAAGAAAAAACUAAAGUUUACAAUUUUCACAAAUUUAAACCAGUGUCGCCCUGUUAUUGCUUUAGCUCACGGCUCACCGGUUCUACGGACCUAGGCGUGUACAUACUCUGAAGAGGGUUACACGGUAAAACGUGGCGAGCCAGCCAGGAGCUGUGAUUAAAGUAAUAACCCAGAGGCCUUUCCGAUCAGAAAUUUCCUUUAAGUGUGAAUUGGCACAUUUCUACCAACAUGGAUGUGAUCGAGACAGAAGGUAUAAAGGUUCCCAAUGCUCUCAUUGUAUCAGGUUUGACACAUACUGAAGUUGACGAGGAAAUUUAUGAGUUUUUAAAGCAAUUUGGGUCUAUUGACAGAGUUGUGAAGGUUUCAGAAAAAAACUCUGAGUUUUAUGGUAAAGCUUUUGUAGAAUAUGCAUCUGGUGCUGCUAUGGAGGCAUUUGAGAAAGGUUUACCAAUUGAUAAACUUUGUGAAUCAGAUAAGAGAGUUGUUUUCCAUAUUGAAGCCCGAGCUAAGGUAUACUCAAAUGAAAAGGGUACUGAUCUAACCAAAACCUUUCUAACAGACCUGCAAAAUAUUGCCAAACUCAGUGGGAGAUCUUUUGAACAUCUGCUGCAUGACGAACUCUCGAGAAUCACUGGACUAAUAAAAGAACAAAGUGGUACAGGUGUACUUCAGGUUUCAGUCGUGAGAUCUGCGGAAACAGCUUCAAGCCCGGUUUCUCCUGAUGCUACUCUAACAGACUCUGGCACUGAUGGUCAAAAUCUCAGUCUUGACCCAUCUAACUUGACUUCCAGACCUCCAGAAAAAGCUUUGCCAACUCAGGUGGGGUCAGUAACUUCAUUCUUUCCAUAUGCUGACGACCUUAACCCACCUGAAGUGCAGCGCGUAGUGGUCGAACACAUUGUCAAAAGUUCAGACUUCUCUUCUCAGAUACACGCACCAGCCAAACUCAGACCCUUUUCUGGCAAAAGUCCUUGCCCAAACUUUGAGGUCGAUUACGAAACUUGGAGAAGCAGUAUUGAAUGUCAUUUGGCUGAUCCUUCUGUUUCCAGUGCACAGCUGGUGAGGCGGAUUGUUGACAGUCUACUUCCCCCUGCUGCUACUGUAGUCAAGUCGCUAGGUCCUCAUGCAAAUCCAAAAGCUUUUAUAGACCUGCUUGAUUCAGCUUAUGCAACAGUGGAAGAUGGGGAUGAGCUUUUUGCCCAGUUUCUCAAUGUCAAUCAGAACUCGGGCGAGAAACCUUCUAACUAUCUUCAAAGACUCCAAACCUUUCUGAAUCGAAUUGUAAAAAUAAAAACCAUUGCUCCCCAAGAUUCUGACAAGCAGCUCUUAAAGCAAUUCUGUAGGGGCUGCUGGAACAAUGUGCUGAUUAACAACCUUCAGCUUGAGAAACGUAAAGAUAAUCCGCCCACUUUUCCAGAGUUUUUACUCCUUUUGCGAGUAGAGGAAGACAAACAAACUGCAAAGCAAACAGGAUGA
Acanthochromis polyacanthus (spiny chromis) is the source of this 2204-nucleotide messenger RNA. RefSeq lists its product as uncharacterized. Bases 957 to 2204 code for a protein of 415 amino acids. Gene Ontology annotation, molecular function: RNA binding. Lineage: Eukaryota; Metazoa; Chordata; Actinopteri; Pomacentridae. The transcript is spliced from 3 exons. The record is from RefSeq and is a predicted model, not a curated record.